Oncorhynchus kisutch (coho salmon) is the source of this 5477-nucleotide messenger RNA. It is a transcript of the gene ntrk2b, whose product is annotated as neurotrophic tyrosine kinase, receptor, type 2b. The transcript has 18 exons. Gene Ontology annotation, molecular function: ATP binding; brain-derived neurotrophic factor binding; brain-derived neurotrophic factor receptor activity. Gene Ontology annotation, cellular component: axon; signaling receptor complex; plasma membrane. Lineage: Eukaryota; Metazoa; Chordata; Actinopteri; Salmoniformes; Salmonidae. The record is from RefSeq and is a predicted model, not a curated record. Gene Ontology annotation, biological process: positive regulation of phosphatidylinositol 3-kinase/protein kinase B signal transduction; protein phosphorylation; multicellular organism development. The coding region runs from base 876 to 3284 and encodes 802 amino acids.
ACACUCGUAAUGGCCAUCCAUGGAGCUGUGGUAUUGUUGGAAAAAGCACUCUGUAGGCCUAUAGACCGAGGUUGUCCGUAUGCAGAAUAAAAUUGGCACAUCAAACAUUACAAAUAGAGGUAAUAUAAUUCAAUUUUAACCAACUAUUAAGCCUUCUAUUAUAAGAUAAGGGUGUAGGUAGGCCGUCAAUGUAAAUAAGAAUUUGUUCUUACUGACUUGCAUAGUUAAAUAAAUGUAGGGCUAUAGUUUGAAUAGCCUAUUCCCAUCUAUUUUUCAGAAUGUGUACGAUAAGCAUGCAAAUAUAUAGCUAUUGAAUAGUCAUAACGCUGAUAAAUGUUGAUAAACUGUCAGCCAAAUAUCUCUGUAUAAACGCAAUUCCAGCGAUGACUGGCGGAGAUGCGCUCUUCCACAGCGGUAAUCAAUAGGCGAAUGCAGGUACCCUGCCUCCUCGCAUACGCACUCUGUUGAUACAUCACCACGCAUUCUGACUCCACCGUGCAGUCUCUUAUUUCCAUCACUACUGCAUAUGAAGAAGAAUCACAAGGAUAACGGGUUUCUCCCUCAACAUCUGGAGCGCCACGUUUUACCACGCAGAGACAGACGCUCUGCCUCCGAGAAAGAGACGGGUGAGACUGAGGACGGAGCACUUGACACCUUGCUUCACCGCAUCGAUAUGCAGUCGUGUGUGAUACCAAUUCUGCGGAGACGUAGAGGCCAUUCCAUGGCAUCCUAAUAUUACAUUGAGGGAUUGCGCAUUCGUGAUCAAAGGCAGCCUCGUUAGUGGUGCCGAACGGAUUAAAUUGACUAUAGGACGGGGGAAAUUAAUAAUAUCCAUAUUUGAUCAAUACCUACCGUGAGAUAUCGUUGGACCUGCAAUGGACUCCAACGUACGGGAAUAUGGAAUGGCUCGCUUGGGAAUCUUUAUGGUUUUGAUGGGACUGUGGCGGGUUAGCGCUGCUUGCCCUGCGUUCUGCACUUGCAGCAUCUCAAGGAUUGCUUGUAUCGAUCCUGAACCAGGGAUCGAGGAUUUCCCUAUCCUUACGUUAGAUGACAUAGAAAUGGACAUCAACAUCACCGAUAUAUACAUUGCAAAUCAAAACAGACUAUUUGACAUCAAUGAUAACAGCUUGAAGUACUACUCAAAUCUCAGAAAUCUAACUGUGACAAAUACCAGAUUGACUUCUAUCUCAUCACAGGCCUUUUUCAACAAUACAAGACUUCAAUAUCUGAAUCUGAGAGACAAUAACUUGUCAACACUCUCUUGGAAAACAUUCCAAAACUUAAACAUGACAUCUUUUCCUCUCCUGUCUGGUAACCCUCUGAAGUGUGUAUGUGAGAACAUGUGGAUCAAACUGAGGCUGCAAGAGGACACUGACAGUACAGAGAGUCAAGAGCUGAAAUGCAUAGAUGACAGAGCAGUGAGGAGGGCCAUCUCCAGAUUCACUCCCCCUGAUUGUGAGGCUCCCGCAGUGGAGGUCAGUCCCUCUAUCAUCAAAAUGACGGAGGGAAGUGAUGUCAGAGCAGUGUGCAGUGCAACAGGGUCUCCUGCCCCUGAUAUCUUGUGGAAUAUUGACAGUUUGUUUACCAUCACUAAGAUCAAUGCCUUGGAGCUGGAGAGCAAUCUGACACUGUUAGGUCUCUCGCCUUCGGACAACGGCAGAGUGAUCACUUGCAAUGUUGAGAACGUAGUCGGCCAAACCGAGGCUUACCUCCAACUCAACAUCCUCUUUCGCCCCACUAUCCUGGAGCUGCUGGAGCCAUUGCGCCUCCACCACUGGUGUAUCCCCUUCAGUGUGACCGGAAACCCCAAGCCCGAGCUACGGUGGUACCACAAGGACCAAGAGCUCCACGAACAGGAGUACAUCAAGACCGAGAUCCACGAGAGCACAGGGAGCGUUCACCACGGCUGCCUGAAGCUUGUCAACCCGACUCACAUCCACAACGGGCAGUAUACGCUGGUGGUCAGGAACGAGUACGGGGAGGAUCGUAAAGAAAUCGACGCCCACUUCCUGCUCCCGCCAGACCCAGACUACGAUACAGAACCGCCAUAUACCUACCCUUACACCACUGACUUACCACUACCCCCAAUAGAGGACAGUGUUGCAGUGUAUAUAGUGUUGGGGAUCGCUGGCGUGGCAUUAAUUGGAUGUGUCCUGAUGGUGAUCAUUCUGAAAUACGGAAGAAACUCAAAGUUUGGGAUGAAGGGCUCCUCCUCGGUCAUCAGUAACGACGAUGACUCCGCCAGUCCUCUUCAUCACGUCUCCAAUGGCAACAACACCCCGUCGUCCUCAGAGAUGGGCCACGAUGCGGUGAUCAUUGGAAUGACAAAGAUCCCUGUCAUCGAGAACCCACAGUAUUUCCGCCAAUCUGGCAGCAUGCUGAAAUCGGACACGUUUGUCCAGCACAUCAAGAGACACAACAUUGUGCUGAAGCGUGAGCUAGGGGAGGGGGCCUUUGGGAAAGUGUUCCUGGCUGAGUGCUACAACCUGAUCCCAGAUCAGGACAAGAUCCUGGUGGCUGUCAAGACGUUGAAAGAGGCCAGCGAGAGUGGCCGAGCCGACUUCCACCGGGAGGCGGAGCUACUGACCAACCUGCAGCAUGAGCACAUCGUUACCUUCUAUGGCGUGUGUGUGGAGAGUGACCCGCUCAUCAUGGUGUUCGAGUACAUGAAGCACGGCGACCUCAACAAGUUCCUCAGGUCCCAUGGUCCUGACGCAGUGCUGAUGGCUGAUGGGCAGCACAGCCUGAUGGUGGAGCUGACCCAGUCCCAGAUGCUGCAUAUCGCCCAGCAGAUCGCUGCAGGCAUGGUCUACCUCGCCUCCCAGCACUUUGUCCACAGAGACCUGGCCACACGCAACUGUCUGGUGGGAGAGAACCUGCUGGUCAAGAUUGGGGACUUUGGCAUGUCCAGGGAUGUGUACAGUACUGACUACUACAGAGUGGGGGGUCACACCAUGCUGCCCAUCCGCUGGAUGCCUCCAGAGAGCAUCAUGUACCGGAGGUUCACCACGGAGAGUGAUGUCUGGAGUCUCGGCGUGGUCCUCUGGGAGAUCUUCACCUAUGGGAAGCAGCCCUGGUACCAGCUCUCCAACAAUGAGGUGAUCGAGUGUAUCACCCAGGGGCGCGUGCUGCAGCGGCCGCGUUCCUGUCCAAAGGAGGUGUACGACCUGAUGCUGGGAUGCUGGCAGAGAGAAUCCUACAUGAGACUGAACAUCAAGGAGAUCCACAGCCUGCUCCAGAGCCUGGCCAAGGCCUCACCUGUCUACCUAGAUAUACUGGGCUGAGUGAGUCUGGGCAGGUGUUUGGGUGGGGGUGAGGGGGAGUUGCGUGUGUGCGUGUGCAUGUGUGUGUGUGUGUGUGCGCGCGCAUGUGUGAGCAUAUGUGUUUGCGUGUGUGCGUGUGCGUGUGUGUGCGUGUGUGCGUGUGUGUGUGUGUGUGUGUGUGUGUGUGUGUGUGUGUGUGUGUGUGUGUGCGUGUGUGUGUGUGUGUGUGUGUGUGCGCGCGUGCACGUGUGUGUGUGUGUGUGUGUGUGUGUGUGUGUGUGUGUGUGUGUGUGUGUGUGCGCGCGCACGCAUGUGUGAGCAUAUGUGUUUGCGUGUGUGCCCGACUGUGCUGACUGUGCUUCUGCCUCCUCAUCACAUAGAGAAAAGCCUUAAAUUUGAUUAAGUUUUCCUUUCCUUCUCCAUUUGAUGAUACUCUUAGGACCAGUUUCUCAAACCCAGAUUAAAAUAAUCCAGGAGUAGGCCCAAUUCUGAUUUAGUUCAUCAAGAGCUAAAAAUGAUUUAAUGAACAUCUAUUAACCUUGAAUUACAUAAUGCUGGACUGUGACGGGAACUUUUUAAAUGAAGUUUAACCAUAGUCCAACAAUAAUUGAGGCCAUGUCCAUGAAACCAAAUGAUCAGUAAUCUUGAUUAAAUUGUAAUCUGGGUCUGCGAAACAAAUAAUUAACUGUGUUAUUGUACUCUUCUUGUACACUGUAAUUGCUGGGGAUGAACAAAGGGAAAAUGACUGUGUCAAAAUGAUCAUGGACAAUGUAUGGACACGUGUCAACAUGGAUAGAGCUUUUCCUUGUUCCUACUAACACGAGGAACAUCUCAUGUGGAGCGACAUAUAAAGUCGAAGUAAUAUUUAUUUAUUUUUAAACCCAUUGCAAUGAAGUAAGGCUUACCGCUUAUAUAAGUGUCAUGGACUAUUUUUAUGAUGUGAGGACUUUCUUAUUGAUGUCAGGUGCUUUUUGACUCUGUUGUUUUCAUGUUGCCACUUUACAUUUUGAUUGGUGACUGAAUUCUGUCAUCAUGGCCAACCAGUCCGGAGCUGUGGAGUUGAUUAUUAUGGUACUUGAAGGGUACCUCUUAGGACUUAUAAUGACUUCAUAUCACAUUAAUAACCCAUAUAUACCACAGUAAAAAAAAAAAAAUACAUCCAUUCAUGAAAUGCUUAUGUACUGCUCAUAUAUGGUUAUUCAUGUGUUAUAAAGUCUAUGUAGGUACCCUCAGUCUAGAGAGAACAAGAGCCAUCCAUCCACACAACACAACACCGUUAAACCCCUGAGUGUUGCUAUACAUAUACAUAUGUGCAUAUUACAAAAACACUUUUAAAUGUUAUAAAAAUAAGGAUUUACCUUUUAAAACAUAUGGGCAUUCUCUAUGCCAUAUUUAUAAUUCAUUUUUUCAGAAUUAUUUUCUUUUUUUAAAUGAAUAUUUCAGGUUGUGGUUCAUUAUCAGUGGUAUUUUCUAUCUGAUUCUAUUUUGCUAGAUACUGACAUUGUCCAUUUCCAUGUAGAAGGUCUUUGUGUUUUUGAAUGUGGUUAGUAUGCACUACACAUGUCACAAUCUUGACUGGAUAACUAAAGCACAGUGAAUAAGGACCGUCCCAGCAUUAAGUUGGAACAGGGAGUAAUUUGAGUUGCCUCAACUCAAAGCAGUAAGAAAGUUGACCAUACUGUAGCAUAGAAUAACAUUGUCACUUUGUUUUGUCAUUUGUGAAGAGCACAUUCACCAGCAAUGGCUUAGAGAGACCAUCAUUUUAUCCUUUACCGUAUAAAUCUAUUGGAGGCCCAGAACUCUACUACACUGUUUGUUUUGCAUUUUUGAAGGCAGCUUUAUAAAUGCUGUCGAUGUUGUUGAGGUCGACAUUGAUAAGAUGUUUCAGUAUAUUGAAGCUAAUAGGAAAUUAUGGAUUUAGCCUUUAAGGAUAUUUGAUUCAUUUCAGCUGUAUUUGUGGCGAAUCAACAUUGACAGUGCUUUAGUUUUCACCCUAGAGUUAGAAAACAUCACUGGUAAAAUGCCCCUAUUCAGCGAUUUAUGCACUUAAAUUACUAAUUGACUUGUUUACAUUAUGUACUGUGUAGCAUAUUAUUUGGAACCAGGGUGUGAAAUUCUGUGAUCUUAUAUUGAUUGAUAUACAGUACCAGUCAAAAGUUGACACACCUACUCAUUCAAGGGUUUUUCUUUAUUUUCUACAAUGUAGAAUAAAAG